CGGCCCGAGCGGGAGCGCCCUGAGGGCGCCCGGAACCGGACGGGGCUUUCCCUCGCGGGGUGGUGGCGGGAGAGCGGCGAGGCUGCUUGUGUGCCUUCUGAACCUCAUAUAUAUCUCACGUACCUUAUAUAUAUAUAUAUAAUCUAUAUCUCAUAUAUCUUGCGUAUCUCGUGUAUCUUUGGAUUUCGGGAACAAGGCGUGCUGUCCACACCGAUCACUGCUAAUGUUACCAGUGCCAUCACCGCGGCUGUUUCUGUGCUAGGCUCGAUCUUAACUAAAAGCCCAAAAUGUUCCAAACUCUGAUUGGGAAAAGAAGGUAACCGAAUACUUCAAGGAAAAAUUAAAAGAAAAUAAUGCCACUAAUUGGGUUCCAUCACUGAAUGAUGUUCCUGUACAUUACCUAAAACCCAACAGUCUAGUGAAAUUUCGCUGCAUGGUUCAAGACAUGUUUGAUCCUGAGUUUUACAUGGGAGUGUAUGAAACAGUUGACCCAAACACAAAUGCACGUGUUUUGCAUUUUGGCAAAUACAGAGAUGUGGCAGAAUGUGGGCCUCAGCAGGAGAUUGAUUUGAACUCCUCACAAACAGUCACCUCAGAGAGACAGACUCUCUACUGUGUUCCAGUGCCUGGGGAAUCUGCAUGGGUGAAAGAAGCCUAUAUCAGUGCCAGCCAAGCCCGAGUUAGCCCUUCGACUUCCUACACCCCGAGUCGCCACAAGAGGAGCUAUGAGGAAGAUGAGGACAUGGAUCUGCAUCCAGCCAAACAGAAGGAGCAGCAUAUGGGCAGUGGAGCUGAUAUCCAUGGAUGUGUGGAGCCAAAGAGAUUAGAAACAGAAGCUCCUGCAGGUCAUCAUCUCAUUUCUCCCAACUGCUCCCCUCCACUUGACCUAAAUUUUCCAUUGCCAGGAGAGAAGGGACCAGCAUGUCUUGUCAAGGUCUAUGAGAGCUGGGAGAGCUUCAAAGUCAAUGAUGUGCUGGAGGUUUAUGGUGUUUUGUCUGUGGAUCCAGUGCUGAGCUUAGUAAACAGUGAGGAGAGGGACAGCUCAGCCCUUGAUCCUAUGGAGUGUAUGGACACAGCAGAGGAACAGAGAGUGCACAGCCCUCCUGCCUCAUUAGUGCCCAGAAUCCAUGUGAUUUUGGCCCAGAAGUUGCAACACAUUAACCCACUGCUGCCUGCCUGCCUUAAGGAAGAGGAGAGUAAAACCUUUGUUUCUAAUUUUAUGUCUGAGCUGUCACCAGUGAGAGCAGAGUUGCUGGGGUUCCUCACCCAUGCCCUCUUGGGAGACAGUUUGGCUGCUGAAUACCUUAUACUGCAUCUCAUCUCUACAGUCUGGUAUCACAAAAAGGUUGAGAGUUGUCGAGAAUGGGGAGAAGAUGCACAGGAGAAGAGGGAGAGGAAAGCUGAGGGCAGUUAUGCAAGACGAGAUGUGCUUCCUCUGGGAAAAUUCACGGUCAACUUGAGCGGAUGUCCCAGGAACAGCAUCUUCACCGAGCACAUCUACCGCAUCAUCCAGCAGCUGGUGCCAGCAUCCCACCGGCUGCAGAUGACCAUCGAGAACAUGAACCACUCGCGCUUCAUCCCGCACAAGGACUACGCCGCCAACCGCCUGGUCACUGGGGUGCUGCAGCUGGCCAGCAACACCUCCCUGGUGGUGGAUGAGACUCAGCUGGAGCAAGGGCAGCUCGACACAACAGGUGUCCAUAAUGUGACAGCGCUGGGCAAUCUGAUCACCUGGCAGAAGGUGGAUUAUGACUUCAAUUACCACCGGAUGGAAUUCCCCUGCAACAUUAAUGUGCUGAUCACCUCGGAGGGCAGAUCCCUCCUGCCGUCAGAUUGCCAAGUCCACCUCCAACCCCAGAUAAUCCCCCCAAACAUGGAGGAGUACAUGAGCAGCCUCCUGACAGCAGUGCUCCCAUCUGUGCUCAACAAAUUCCGAAUUUACCUGAGUUUGCUGAGGCUGCUGGACUACAGUAUAUCUGACGAAGUGACCAAGGCAGUGGAAGAGGACUUUGUAGAGAUGCGCAAGAACGACCCCGAGAGCAUCACAGCUGAUGACCUGCACAAGACACUGCUCGUGGCAAGGUUCCUGUCGCUCAGCGCGGGGCAGACGACGCUGUCGAGGGAGAGGUGGCUGAGAGCAAAACAACUGGAGGCACAACGCAAAGCCAGGCUGCAGCAGCAGAAAUGUGUCAAUGGCAACGAACUUUAACACCCUGAAAAUUUGUCUAAUCCCUAGAUGGAACCCCUACUAAGAUUGGAAUAUUGUUUAUACCAGUUUUUGUAGAUAAUUUAUACCAAAAAGUUAUGGAUAUUUACCCUCGCAGCCUGAACACGCUUAACUCUGUUCGGCCACUUAAACAUAUUUUAUGGAAUUUUUUUGGAACCCUGUUUUGUAAUUGAAAAUUGGUAACAACGAGCAAAUUGUUUGAUAUUAAACUUUAAUACUGAAGUCGCA
Molecule: messenger RNA, 2455 nt
Organism: Pipra filicauda (Wire-tailed manakin)
Lineage: Eukaryota; Metazoa; Chordata; Aves; Passeriformes; Pipridae
Gene: MCMBP
Product: minichromosome maintenance complex binding protein
Exons: 17
Coding region: 434-2209 (591 amino acids)
Biological process (GO): DNA-templated DNA replication
Molecular function (GO): chromatin binding
Source: RefSeq, a predicted model, not a curated record